AUGGUGUACAUUAAGAAUUGGACCGAAUUCGAGACGGCUGCGACCGGUCUAUACGCAAAAUCACCAAAUACAGUCCGGUAUUGCGUCAAGUUUAGGCCAAAGACGGGCAUGCUCGUUCUCAAGCUCACCGACAAUGUGACAUGUAUCAUGUACAAAACCUUCUCCUCCAUCAUCCUGAACCGAUUCGAAACUCUCAACCUCCGCCUCUUAUCACAAAUAGCCAACCUCCCUCGCCCGUCAAUAUCUGCAGUCGCUUCGACAUCAUUAUUAGCUCCACCGGCAGAAAAUGCUGGGAGAGCAGGGACACCGAUGAUGGACGAGGCGGAGGGAAGGGAGAGGGCCGGAACACCGGCAGUGGAGGCGGCUGCAGCAGGAAAGGGCGCGGGAGGUGCUGGAGCAGGCGGAGCGACUGGUAGCGGGACAGGAUCGGGAGGUGGUGCAGGAGGGAAGAAGAAGAAGAAGGGUAAGAGAUAG
Molecule: messenger RNA, 474 nt
Organism: Dioszegia hungarica
Lineage: Eukaryota; Fungi; Basidiomycota; Tremellomycetes; Tremellales; Bulleribasidiaceae
Product: signal recognition particle, SRP9/SRP14 subunit
Exons: 3
Coding region: 1-474 (157 amino acids)
Biological process (GO): SRP-dependent cotranslational protein targeting to membrane
Cellular component (GO): signal recognition particle, endoplasmic reticulum targeting
Molecular function (GO): 7S RNA binding
Source: RefSeq, a predicted model, not a curated record